AUGCGUUUAGGAGUAGGUUCUGUACGCCCAGAAAAUAAGACGAACUCUGUUCGCAAAGUCGGAGAUCCUCUUACGGGAGGUCUUCGCACGCGUGCCCUUAGGAACGACUCCGGAUCAGUGGCUAGUCUACUGUUCCAUGCGUUUAGGAGAGUAGGUUCUGUACGCCCAGAAAAUAAGACGAACUCUGUUCGCAAAGUCGGAGAACCUCUUACGAGAGGUCUUCGCACGCGUGCCCUUAGGAACGACUCCGGAUCAGUGGCUAGUCUACUGUUCCAUGCGUUUAGGAGUAGGUUCUGUACGCCCAGAAAAUACGCGAACUCUGUUCGCAAAGUCGGAGAUCCUCUUACGAGAGGUCUUCGCACGCGUGCCCUUAGGAAUGACUCCGGAUCAGUGGCUAGUCUACUGUUCCAUGCGUUUAGGAGUAGGUUCUGUACGCCCAGAAAAUACGCGAACUCUGUUCGCAAAGUCGGAGAUCCUCUUACGGGAGGUCUUCGCACGCGUGUCCUUAGGAACGACUCCGGAUCAGUGGCUAGUCUACUGUUCCAUGCGUUUAGGAACGAAGACAAAGCAGAAGGAAUGCAGCUGAUGAAGCAACUGGAAACUGGAGGAAUUCAAUCAGAUGAACACGGCGGAAAAGAGUUUCGAAGCACGAACGAAGCCAUAAUGGAGGUUCACGUGACUCGUUUAAUGGCUCAAUUGGAUAAUUCAUGCUUGGCUGGGACCUCUCGGACGCACAUCGAUGACACAAGAAUUCGACGGACAGUUGGCUGCGUUGGAGCUGGCAUAACUACAGAGCGGAGAUGGAGAAUCGAUAAGUGUAAAGCGACAAUGCUACACAAAUAA
Caenorhabditis remanei is the source of this 843-nucleotide messenger RNA. RefSeq lists its product as uncharacterized. The record is from RefSeq and is a predicted model, not a curated record. NCBI's taxonomy places the organism in Eukaryota, Metazoa, Nematoda, Chromadorea, Rhabditida, Rhabditidae. Bases 1 to 843 code for a protein of 280 amino acids. The transcript has 5 exons.